Molecule: messenger RNA, 1056 nt
Organism: Nipponia nippon (crested ibis)
Lineage: Eukaryota; Metazoa; Chordata; Aves; Pelecaniformes; Threskiornithidae
Source: RefSeq, a predicted model, not a curated record
AUGUCAGGGUUCGGGAAAGAAGGAUCCCGGACCCCGGCGGCGGGCGUUAUUGCCACGUCCAGCAGCAGCGUGUGGGAGAGCCUGGGGCUGCAGCCCCUGGCUGGGGGCAGGCUGCCUUCCCACGGCACCGGGGAGGCGUCCAGGCAGGAGGCAAAGCGAAACCAUCCGGCCCAGGAGCCGUCUCCUCUUUACGUGCUUAACCGCAUCUCUUUUACACGCUCGGACGAGGCUGUCGGCUUGGCUGCCGUCACCUGCAAUGAUGGGAGGAAAAUCGCGCAGAGGCUGCUGGCGCACCGGAGACCGCAGAAGUCCUUCUUUGAGACGCUCAUCAGGAGCCUGAUCAUCUUGUGUGUGGCGAUAGCGGUGGUCUUGUCGUCCAUCUCCGUCUGCGAUGGCCGCUGGCUCUUCGCGAGGGGCCAGCUCUUCGGACUCUGGCACUUCUGCACUGUUAGCAACGGCAGCGUCCUGAAGUGCGUCACCGACCUCAGCCUGGCCCAGGUGGAGGGGCUGAGCGUGGGGGCGAUUCCCAUAAGAAGCAUGGUGUCCUUCGCUGUCGUGGUCGCCAUAUUUGGCCUGGAGCUCCUGAUGGUGUCCCAAGUCUGCGAGGACGCCAACGCAAGGCGGAAGUGGUCGAUGGGCUCGGUUCUCAUCCUCGUCUCGUUUUUGCUGUCGGCCACCGGGGUUCUGAGCUUCUCCAUCCUCGUGAAGGAUCACCUCACCUUCACGGGCUUCACACUGACGUACUGGUGCGAGUUCGUCGCCGCCUUUCUCUUCUUCCUUAAUGGGAUCAGUGGACUUCACAUCAACAGCCUCACACACCCCAGGAACAGGGUAGGCAAAAUCUAGGCGCAAAGGGUGUACCUCCGCCUUUGUGUAAUCAGCUUUGCCAAUUAGAGUGGAAAAAAGGGAGUCUCAUGAAGUUUGAAAAGGACACCGUGUCUUAAAUUGUGUGCAAGGAGGGGAAGCAUGAGUCAAUCUUCGUGCCUGUAGAAGACAUACCCACCCACUGGUCAGUGCGGAGGGCCGCGCAACAUGGGCAAAGCAGAGACUGAGACU